Penicillium atrosanguineum is the source of this 1023-nucleotide messenger RNA. RefSeq names its product putative ubiquitin-conjugating enzyme. NCBI's taxonomy places the organism in Eukaryota, Fungi, Ascomycota, Eurotiomycetes, Eurotiales, Aspergillaceae. The record is from RefSeq and is a predicted model, not a curated record. The transcript has 4 exons. The coding region runs from base 1 to 1023 and encodes 340 amino acids.
AUGUCGACUACGAGGUUACCCUGUGUCCCUUCAGUGCGAAGGCCGCAGCUGCAUCUGGAAUUCGCGAGCUUGCGGAAUGCGGCACCACCAGGGGUAUACGUGAGCCUGGCACCGGGUGAUCCCACGCUCUGGAAUGGGGUCAUCUUCGUUCGUUCCGGCCCCUAUGCCUCCGCCAUUGUCCGCUUCCAAAUCCGCUUCCCUGACGUGUACCCCGACCUCCCACCGCUCGUGACCUUCGCAACAGAUGUAUUCCACCCAUUGAUUGUGCCCCUUACCACAUACACGUUCAGCACAAACUCAGCAAGUGAUGACCCGGUGAGCGCGACUGACGAGGAACGGCUGCCGCCUGGUGGGUUCAGCCUUCGCCACGGGUUUCCUCACUGGUUCGGCAGGGCCAGGCGACGAAGCGGUGUCGCGUCCGGAAAGACGUCUCGAAAUGUGAGUGGUACCAGUACUGGCGCUAUGUCCGGUAGUGUAAAAGCGGUACCAAGUGGUCCCACGACGGAGGGCAAUACGUUCAACGGGCAGGAUCCCGUAGUCGGCUCUCCGAGCAAUCCAGUCGAGGGCGAGGACGCAGAAACCAAUGACGACACCCCUCGUGUCGCUCAAAUGACUUCCUCGAAUCAAUUGGCGGAAACAAAAAACUUUGUGCCCGUCGCCAAGUUAUUGGAUUAUAUUCGGUCGACCUUCGACGAUGAGGAAGUCCUGGACUCGUUGCCAUCUGAGGCAGCUGCCAACCCAGGGGCAUGGCACGCAUGGAAAGCGCAUCGCCGAGGUGGCGUUAGACCCGGUGACAUGAAGCGAGGAAGCCCGCAGGCUCGGCUCCCCGGCGACUGGCAUUGGGAUGGCAUCUGGGCGCGUCGAGUACAGGACGAGAUCGCGGCCAGCCAUUCCGAUCCGAUGCUGUAUGGCAAUCCUCGUGGAGGCAGCGAUGAGAUGAUACGCUUCUCCCGUAUGGAUGAUGCAACCAUGUGCUCCUUGAAGGAGAAGAUGGAGUCGGUGGUGAACAUAUAUAAACAAUGA